AUGAAUGAAGAUGAUAGCCUUGUUGCAAUUCCCGAUGAUCUCUUCAGUGAUGAGUCGGACUUUGUUGGCAAUGCCAAUGUCAAAUCAAGGUAUACCACAUAUGCCGCUGCUUACGACCCCAAGAGACACUGGGACAUAAAUCAAUGGAAUAUCCAAGUGCUAGCAGCGUAUUCAAAAGAAGAUCAAGGAAUUGUGCCGAGGAAACGUGGGAGAGAGCCAGACGAUCAGGGAAUGCUUGUCGCAAGCCCGCCAGCAAAGUUCGCGAAGUUAAACUCCCAAGGGAUACCGAAUACAAUCAACACUCGUCAAACAAGAGAUAUGGCCAUCAAAUAUUCAUCUGGUCGGGAAACCAGCCCUAUGUGCCUUGACACCCCCACCACAUCUCCAGUUGCCAGCCAGGCCGAGCCUAAAAAACAACAGAACUAUUAUGAAGGUAUUCCCACAGCCAAACAACUGUCAGAGACAGUGGCGGCCUUCCUGAAACGUCUUGACCCGGUCACAACACAGCGCACGAACGGGUCUUGGAUCUGGAUCGCCAAUCCCUACCCAGCCCCGUCACCAAGUCACAAUCAGACUGAUACAGGCGAUGUGGCCGCGUUCAAGCAAGCUGGAUUCGACAUUCUCGAUGCUUACCGGCAACGGGUAGAAGAGGUACAAACUUCCAAUUCAAGUAGAGCGGCCGGCGCUAUUACACGCAUGUUACGCCCACAUCGGCUCCAACUUGAACAGGACCUCAUUCGCGUGGCCAAAGAACACCAUGUGUUGCAUGGCAAAUGGAUGCUGUUCCCAGAAACGUCUGAUGUUGGUCGGGUGUGGGCAAUUGUUGCACAUGCGACGUGGGAUGGAAAGUUAGGUGUGUCAGCUAAGGUGGCAAUAGAAGAUGGUGGCAACGCAAGAAAUGAACUCCAGAUGCGGAGACUGAUUUGCAUCUACACACAUGAUUUUAGUGAUCAGGACGAUGUGCGACGGGUGGUGCAGAACAUGAAGACUCUGGGAUUGUUGAGGGACGAAGGCAGCAAUGGGGGGUUUAUGGGCACAAAAACCAUCUACUACAAAUGCGAUGCCUACACGUACCUCGACAUUGACGGUGGGAAUGAAUUCAAGUUGAAGCCGAGCAUGUACAACAGUCGAGAUAUGUUGAAUUGA
Molecule: messenger RNA, 1146 nt
Organism: Exophiala mesophila
Lineage: Eukaryota; Fungi; Ascomycota; Eurotiomycetes; Chaetothyriales; Herpotrichiellaceae
Exons: 2
Coding region: 1-1146 (381 amino acids)
Source: RefSeq, a predicted model, not a curated record